Lotus japonicus is the source of this 1625-nucleotide messenger RNA. RefSeq names its product NADH-ubiquinone oxidoreductase chain 6. The transcript has a single exon. NCBI's taxonomy places the organism in Eukaryota, Viridiplantae, Streptophyta, Magnoliopsida, Fabales, Fabaceae. The record is from RefSeq and is a predicted model, not a curated record. Gene Ontology annotation, molecular function: NADH dehydrogenase (ubiquinone) activity. Bases 980 to 1597 code for a protein of 205 amino acids.
UCGGCUUGUGGGUUGGGAAUGUCUCGGUCCCGUAAUGAUUCUUCUUUGUCUGGUUUCGGGCCUGGGGGGGUAUACCUUGCACAUGCAGGAUCCAGCAGGAGGUCAACCUGCUGCCAAUCCUGCAGCGGAGCAACCCUCCAACGUGCCAUCAGGCGCAUCGACCUCGGGCUGGAGAAGUUUCGAAGAACGUGUGUUGUUAGAAUCGAUGCCAUCUUCAAACGAAUCCAGCGAAGCGAGCGUGAAUCAGCAGCCUGUGAUUCCCGAAGAGCCUCCGCUUCUCGAUGAGAACACCCGGCGAGCAGAGCUCGCUGCUCGAUUGCGGACUAAUUGGUGGGGUGUAGCUUAUACGGAUACAAUUCUGGACUCCUUUGUUCGCACUCAACUCCACAUUGAAAAGCAUAUCGAAGCCGCACUUGUGGAGGACGGGUGUUCCCCUCAAGUUGUCUUUGAAAGAAGACAUCAGAUUCGGGGCUUUCUUUUCUAUCCGGAGGGACGUGCGCUUAGGGAAGACACUUACGCGGAUUUUAUGACCCCCGUCUUUCUUCAGAAGAUUUCUACCUAUCGCCUUUCUGACCAUCCCCUGGAGACGUUGAAGGGGAAAGCUAUAUUCUCCAUUAGCAGGGACAUACGCGAGCAGCUCCAGGAAAGCGAACAUAGCUAUACAAAUCACAUAUUGUAUAAUGCUUUCCAAGUGCUGCUCGCGCAGUAUCAGACAGAAUUUCAUGAAGUCAGCGGUCUCCCUACUGCACUGGCGACAUAGCUAAAACCAGAGGCUGACCAAAGAGAUACAGGAAUGGGCAUUUUAGAAUAGCCCUUACCGUCUGUGGAUAUAAGUAACUUAGUGCAUUGCAUGUAAGGCUUGGAAGAAGAAAAUGAAAUACGAACAACCGCGCUGGUCGUAAUAGAUCGACUUUCAUGCUAGUUCUUGCUCCAGCAUGAAAGUUCCAUUUCAGGGAAGGCUUUUUGGACUAAGGGUACCAUGAUACUUUCUGUUUUGUCGAGCCCUGCUUUGGUCUCUGGUUUGAUGGUUGCACGUGCUAAAAAUCCGGUACAUUCCGUUUUGUUUCCCAUCCCAGUCUUUCGCGACACUUCAAGUUUACUUCUUUUGUUAGGUCUCGACUUCUCCGCUAUGAUCUUCCCAGUAGUUCAUAUAGGAGCUAUAGCCGUUUCAUUCCUAUUCGUUGUUAUGAUGUUCCAUAUUCAAAUAGCGGAGAUUCACGAAGAAGUAUUGCGCUAUUUACCAGUCAGUGGUAUUAUUGGACUGAUCCUUUGGUGGGAAAUGUUCUUCAUUUUAGAUAAUGAAACCAUUCCAUUACUACCAACCCAAAGAAAUACGACCUCUCUGAGAUAUACGGUUUAUGCCGGAAAGGUACGAAGUUGGACUAAUUUGGAAACAUUGGGCAAUUUACUUUAUACCUACUAUUUCGUCUGGUUUUUGGUUCCUAGUCUAAUUUUAUUAGUUGCCAUGAUUGGGGCUAUAGUACUGACUAUGCAUAGGACUACUCAGGUAAAAAGACAGGAUGUUUUCCGACGAAAUGCUAUUGAAUUUAGGAGGACUAUAAUGAGGCGGACGACAGACCCACUCACGAUCGACUAAAAGGAAAGUCGCCCGGAGAUAUUGGUUC